Molecule: messenger RNA, 1614 nt
Organism: Prunus persica (peach)
Lineage: Eukaryota; Viridiplantae; Streptophyta; Magnoliopsida; Rosales; Rosaceae
Exons: 5
Coding region: 618-1121 (167 amino acids)
Source: RefSeq, a predicted model, not a curated record
CCCAUCCCACCCCUUGGAAUCUAUUCGUCCAAAAAAAUCCUUUCCGAAUCCAAUAUCUUCCAGGGGACCAAGAAUCAAACGUGGGCUCAUUAGCUAUAGCACUCUCCCUCAUGUGCCCUCGAUUGCUCGUCUGCUGUCGGCGGUCAGGAACUGUUCUGUAGCAGCGACGUCUUCUAUCAGGAGUUCCGGACUAAAAAAUUAUACAGAACAUACAUGAAGGACUGCUUUUGGCCUGAAACGUGUGCAAGAGAGACUGUUGUGGACACUUUGUAGUCGUUUCACGUUCAUAUCUGCCAACAUUGGAUUGAAAGCUUAAGAGGCUAAGAAUGGAAUGGAGCUGCCAACAUUGGAUUUAAAGCAAAAUUGCAGAAUUUGAUUGUUAGCUCGUGAUGUAUACUUGAACGCGUGUAAUCCUCAAUCAUACAAAACUGCACAUUUAUGUCUCAUUAAAUGUGCUGUGUGAGGAAAUUUACUUAGCUGACCACUUAGAGAGAUGCAUUGCUGCGUUUAUAGAUGUAGCAAGUCAUGUUCCCUUUGUUCGCCAUUCAAGUGGUUGCGUAAUUGAAGCGAGCUAUCAUCUCCUAGUUGUGAGCGAAUUUUUAGUGGCAGGCAAAGAUAUGAAUGCUGCUCAAACACAAGAUAGUUUUAUAAUGAAGCCUAUUGAUCAAAGAGAGCGCACCAGAAGUCGUAAUGAUGUUCUGACUCGUCGCCUGAAGAACCGAGAACGACAACGUAGGUAUAGGGCCCGGAAGCGCCUUGAAGCAGAUAUGAAGAAGCCUAGCAUCAUAAAGCAAUCACCUCCACCACAAGUGGAAGUGCAAAUGAAUGGAUUUGUUAGCAAUUAUGUACCCCGUGUGCACUGUAAACGAGAUUGGAAAAAGGAUGCAAGGAGGGCUCGUGUUUCUGAGUAUCCUGAAGUUACACCUAAUGGUUGUGCUGUCCUUACUCCUAUGUCAACCAGUGAGAGUCAAACUGUGUUAUUAUCUGGAACUACGGCAGAGCCACUAUUAGAUAGUGAAACCCAUUCCGAGAUAUCUGUGAACCAGAAUAACUUUGAAAUGCAUAGACCCAAACUGUGUCGAAGAGAUUGGAAAGCCGAUGCAAGGAAGAAGAAAAACUAAAGCAGAUGGAAGACAACUCCUUAACUGUUCCAUUUUGAUGGGAUGGUAACUUUAUGAAUAUUGGGCAGAUGACUCCUAACUAUUCUCUUUUGAUAGUAUGGAGUUGGUAUUGUCUGUCUACAUUUUCAACUUGUGCUCUUUACUGAUGUAUAAGGGAUGAGGAAAUAUGCAGAUAAGUUCUAAGUUGGUUAAGUAUUGGAUUGCAUAUGCGGAAGUCUAACAAUGACGGGAAAGGAAUCUUGGACACUGAUACUGUUGUAGUUAGAAAAUCAGGUAAGUGGUCGAACUUGUUGUAAUGUAUGAUUACUGUCCACGAAGUAUAUAAAGACUGACGCAGGAUGUUUCAUCUGUAAGGAGUGAUGGGUUUUGAAUGUGUGCUUUUAAAAAAGCAAUGUAUUCUGGAUUGCAACUGAAAUUUGUUUGACAUGACUCUUAUCUAUGCGUGUGUUCAUAUUGAGUAUUUAUAGUAAACUUGAUGUGAAAUUGUAGAAUA